Messenger RNA from Urocitellus parryii (Arctic ground squirrel), 5706 nucleotides. It is a transcript of the gene Nes, whose product is annotated as nestin. NCBI's taxonomy places the organism in Eukaryota, Metazoa, Chordata, Mammalia, Rodentia, Sciuridae. Gene Ontology annotation, biological process: positive regulation of intermediate filament depolymerization. Gene Ontology annotation, cellular component: intermediate filament. The record is from RefSeq and is a predicted model, not a curated record. Gene Ontology annotation, molecular function: CCR5 chemokine receptor binding; intermediate filament binding.
GCCCCGCCCCGCCUUGUCAUUGUCCCCUCAAGUCUCUUUCUUCCCAAAAGCUCCGAGAGCCGCUCCCUUCUCCCCGGUGCCCCACGUCCUAAGAGUGGUUCCGACGAGCAGGAUGGAGGGCUGCCUGGGGGAGGAAUCUUUCCAGCUGUGGGAGCUCAACCGACGCCUGGAGGCCUACCUGGCCCGGGUCAAGGCGCUGGAGGAGCAGAACGAGCUGCUCAGCGCGGAGCUCGGGGGUCUCCGGGCACAGUCCGGGGACACAUCUUGGCGGGCCCGAGCCGACGACGAGCUGGCGGCCCUGCGGGCCCUCGUGGACCAGCGCUGGCGGGAGAAGCACGCGGCCGAGGUGGAGCGCGACAACCUGGCCGAAGAGCUGGAGGGCGUGGCGGGCCGAUGCCAGCAGCUGCGGCUGGCGCGGGAGCGGGCCUCCGAGGAGGCAGCCCGCAGCCGGCGAGCGGUCGAGGCCGAGCAGUGCGCCCGGGGCUGGCUGAGCGCACAGGCGGCGGAGCUGGAGCGCGAGCUGGACGCCCUGCGCGCCGCGCACGACGAGGAACGCGCCAGUCUGAACGCUCAGGCUGCCUGUGUCCCCCGGGUCCCCGCUCGACCCCGCGGUCCCCCAGCGCCGGCCCCGGAGGUGGAGGAGCUGGCCCGGCGGCUGGGCGACGCGUGGCGCGGGGCAGUGCGCGGCUACCAAGAGCGCGUGGCGCACAUGGAGACGUCCCUGGGCCAGGCCCGCGAGCGGCUGGGCAGAGCCGUGCAGGGCGCUCGGGAGGGUCGCCUGGAGCUGCAGCAGCUCCAGACCGAGCGCAGCGGCCUCCAGGAGCGCAGGGAGGCGCUGGAACAGAGGCUGGAGGGCCGCUGGCAGGAGCGGCUGCGGGCCACUGAAAAGUUCCAGCUGGCUGUGGAGGCCCUGGAGCAGGAGAAGCAGGGUCUCCAGAGCCAGAUCGCCCAGGUCCUGGAGGGUCGACAGCAGCUGGCACACCUCAAGAUGUCCCUCAGCCUGGAGGUGGCCACAUACAGGACCCUCCUGGAGGCUGAGAACUCCCGGCUACAGACCCCUGGUGGCAGUUCCAAAGCUUCCCUCAGCUUCCCGGACCCCAAGCCAGAGCUGCAUUUCCCCGGGACCCCAGAGGGCCGGCGUCUGGGACCUCUGCUUCCUGUUCUUAGCCCAACUGCCCUCCCAUCUCCCUUGCCUAAUGCCCUUGAGACACCUGUACCAGCCUUUCUAAAGAGCCACGAGUUCCUGCAGGCCCGUACCCCCGCCUUGGCCAGCACCCCCAUCCCACCCACACCUCAGGCUUCCUGUCCUGCUACAAAUGUAGCGGCCAGAGCCCAAGAUGCUCCUGUCUCCUUGGUCCAGCCGCAGGGUGAGAGCCAACAGGCUCCAGAGCUUGUGUGGGCUGAAGCCAAGGGGGCUGUCCCUGCCAGCAUCCUCCCAGGACCACAGGAGCCAGGGGGCAAGCAGCCAGAGGCCAGUACAAGCCAGUCACCUGAGAAUCAGUCCUCUUUGGCCCCACCCCUUGGCCUUGAUCAUCCCAGUUUAGAGGCUAAAGAUGGAGAACCCAGUGGAUCUAUAGCAUCCAGCAGAUUCCAGGAAGAAAGUGAAGAGCAAGUAUGGGGGUUAGUAGAGAAAGAAGCAGCCAUAGAGGUCCACGUAGAGAGAAACRUGCAGCAGAAAACAUGGCCAGAAGAAGGAGACUUGGACAUGAAAGAAAUUCAGGAUCGGGAUCCUUUGGAAAAAGAAACCCUGCAGACUGGGGGAAUUGAGAUUCCAGAGCCACAAAUGUCCUUGGAAAACCAGAGUCAUGAGUCACUAGAGAAGGAAGAUCAAGAAUCUCUGAGGUCUUUAGAGGAAGAGAACUUAGAAACACGAAAAGAUCUGGAAAACAAAAAUCCAGAGCUACUGAAAUCUUUAGAAGAAAAAGACAUGCAGUUGGAGAGACCUCUAGAAAAGGAGGCUCCUGAACUACCCAGACUUAUAGGAAAAGAGGACUCACAGACAUUGCAAUCCUUAGAAAAGGAGAACCAAGAACUAAUGAUGUCUCUUGAAGGUAAUCUAGAGACAGUUUUAUUUGCAGGAAAAGAAUAUCAAGAAUCAGUGAAGUCUCCAGAAGAGGAAAAAUUAGAAUCAUUGGGAGCUUUCAAAGAGGAGAACCAACAGCCUCUGGGAUCUGAAGAACCAGAGGACCAGGGAUCAUGGGGAUCUCUACCAAAAGAGAAUCAGGAGUUCCUGGGGGCUCUUGAAAAUGAGAACCAGGAGACAUUUAGACCUUCAGGAAAAGAGAAUCAGGAACCACCAAAGGCUCUAGAGGAAGAGGAUCAGAAGAUUGUGAUGCCUCUAGAAAAAGAGAACCAGGAGCCACUGAGGUAUCUAGAAGAAGAAGAUCAGAAGACUGUGAGGCCUCUAGAAAAAGAGAACCAGGAGCCAUUGAGGUAUCUAGAAGAAGAAGAUGGGAAGACUGUGAGGCCUCUAGAAAAAGAGAACCAGGAGCCACUGAGGUAUCUAGAAGAAGAAGAAGAUCAGAAGACUGUGAGGCCUCUAGAAAAAGAGAUUCAGGAGCCACUGUGGUCUCUAGAGGAAGAGGACCAGAAGGUUGUGAUACCUCUUGAAAAAGAAACUCAACAGCCCCAAAGUUCUCUAGAAAAGGACCAGGGGAGUAUAAUGCCUCCAGAAAAAGAGGAUCAGGAGUGUUCCUCUCAGGAAGAGGACCAAGAGACAUUGAGACACUUAGAGAAAGAGACUCAACAGCCAUCAGCAGCUCUAGGGGAAGAAGAACAGAUGACAUGGAGAUCUCUAGAAAAGGUGGAUCCAGAGUCACUGAAGUCUCUUGGAAAAGACCAAGAGAUAGUUAGGUCUCUUGAAAAAGAGAACCAAGAGUUAUCCAAGUCACCAAAAGAAGAAAGUGGAGAGGCAGUGGGGUCCUUGGAAACAAAAAAUCUAGAACCAUUCGAGUCUGCAGAAGAAGAGAACCUGGAAAUAUUGAAAUGUCAAGAAACUCAGGAGCCACUCUGGUCUCUAGAAGAAAUGAAUAAGGAGACAAUGAAAGCUGUAGAAAUGGAAAUUCAAGAACCACUGGCGUCUGUGGAAGAGAACCAAGAGACACCGAGACCCCUAGAAAAGGAGACUCAAGAACCACUAAGAUCUCUGGGUGAGUGGGACCUAGAGAAUCCGGGAUUUCCAAAAGAGGCAGAGAAGGAAAGUCCAAGGGAUCUGGAAGAGGAAGAGAGGCUGGAGAAGGGAGAGACUCGAGAGUCACUGAAGUCCCUGGGAGAGGAGGGGCAGGAGCUGCCUUGGUCCACAAAUCAGCAGAGGUGGGAGGACAGGGCUGUGGGGGACCAAGCACUGAGCCAGGAAGCCCCCCCUGGGAGGCUUGGAGUGGGAAGUGAGGACGAGGCAGAGCCGGACCUGAGGGAGCAGGAUGGGGAGGAGGAGGUGGCGCAGCCAGGAGCGCCAGAGCCCAAUGUCACGGGAGACACAGAGAGCACAGGGAGCCCUGGGCCGGGGGAGCAGAGUGUCCCAGCGGAGGGAGCCCGUGGGAAGGGAGACUCCGAGGGCCUCCAGGACGCUGCGGGGCCACCGGAGCAGGUGGGAGCCCCAGGCCUGGGAGCUUCCCCAGGAAAGCCAGGGGGGACAGAGCCCCCGAGGGCAGAGGAGGGUGAGGCCUCAGAGGGUGACCUGGAGGUCGCCUGGGGAUCAGAGAUGGCCAGAGGCGAGGCUGCUGUAGGAGCCAAGCUGGCACCUGAGCAGGAGGUGAUAGGAUUGGAGGACCCAGGGCACCAGGCUGGACAGGAGGUGACGUGGCCACCCCUGGGGGAAGAAGGCUCGGGGGCAGAGAGAGCUCCACUCUUUGGAAAGGACCUAGAGGAGGCAGAUGUCCUGGGGGCAGCUCUCUCCAAACUGCCCGGGACAAGCAGAGACCCUCCGGAGCCUCCCAAGGACUCAGAGGGGUCAGAAUCGGAGGUGCCCUGGGGAGCAGAGGAGGGGUCCCCUGUGGAGACCUCAGGAAGUGGGACCUUUCAGCCCCAGGUUCAGGGCUCAGAGGAAAGCGGGGAUGUUCCACCAGUGCUGGGGCCCCCCAGCCCCAGGCCCCCUGAACCCUGGCGGCCCACCCCAGUCCUGGGAGAUGCCCCUGGGCCUCAGCCCCAGGAUAAGGGGAACCUGGGGGCUGACUGGGGGCUGGAAGCGGGGGCUGAAGCCCUGAGAAAGGUGGAGGGUGAGCAGGAGGAGUUAGGUCCUGGAGACGUCUCUGAAGACCCCCAGGAGGAGGGGGAGGAAAGCCGAGAAGAGAGCGAGGCAGAUGAGUUAGGGGAGACCCUUCCGGACUCCACUCCCCUGGGCCUCUACUUCCAAUCCCCUGCCUCCCCCAGAUGGGACAUGGCAGGAGAACAGAGGCCCUCCCCACUAGGGGAAGCCAGGAAGGAGGGCUGGGAUCCCACUGCCCUGGUCUCCAAGGGCCCCGGGGCCCAACCCUCAGAGGAGGAGGUGGAGGCGGAGGAAGAGGAGGAGGAGGAGGAGGCCGAGGAGGAGGAGGAGGAAGGGCAGGGCCAGGACUCCGACCUGUCAGAGGAGUUUGAGGAUCUGGUGACUGAAGCGUCCCUUCUUCCUGGAGACCCCCGGGAGCUGGCAGAACCUCUGGGCCAGGUGCCCCAGAUGCUGAAGCCGGAGGUCUGGGACGGGGAUGGGGAGUCCGAUGGGUUUGCAGAUGAGGAGGAGGGUGGGGAGGAGGGAGAGGAGGAAGAGGAGGAGGAAGAGGAGGGGAGGGGGCCGGGGGCUCCUCGGUGGGGGCCAGGGGCCUCUGUUAGCAGCCUCCAGACUCUGAGUAGCUCUCAGAGAGGGGACCUCUUGGAGCCUGAGACCGUGGGUGUCAGUGUCCCCUGGGACGAUGGCUCGAAGGCCUCUGUGACUGCCCCGGAGACUGAGUCCCAGGACAGUGCUGAGCCCUCGGGCUCUGAGGAGGAGUCUGACUCCGCUCCUUUGGAGAGGGAGGACCCAGUCUCCGGGCCUUUACAGACUCCCAGAGGGGAGGAAGACCCGGGCCCCCGGGCAGGGGACGCCCUCAGUGUCAACGGUGGAGACCACAGCUUGGAGGAGGAGCCAGAGGACGGGGAUGGAAGGGUGAUGAAUGGGCUGCAGCAGUCCCAGGGCACAGGGCAGGGGACGCCUGAGGCCCCUGAUGGGGACAGAGAGAUCCCCUUACAGGAAGAGGAGGGGGUUGCCCUGAAGACCCCUCGGGCAGGGGCUCCUGUCCACCYGGGCCCUGGCCAGUUCCUGAAGUUCGCCCCCAGGGAAGGAGAGGGGGAUUCCUGGUCCUCCGGSGAGGACUAGAAGUGUGGCACUCAGGACUUGGUGGUGGGCGAUUGGCCCCAAGUCCCCUCCCGGCUGAGGUCACCUUCAUGGACAAUCCUAGGUCUGUGGUUUCUGAGGGACGAGAUGCCCGGCUGGCUCAGGUGAAAUGGGUGUGUCAGAGGAGCCUGUCCCCAAAACAAAGCCUUGGGGAGUAAACACUUCAGAUUCUGCCAUCUCCCAAGGGAGGGGACAGUGGUGGCCUCCACCAGGGCUCCCCAGCCCUGCGCCACCCGCUGCAGCAGCCUCGUCCUCCUGGGAGGCCUGCCCUGUGGCUCAUGGACGUGAAGAGUGUGCCCGUGUCCUGACCCCUCAUCCGGGCCGUACUGUCACCCUGCCCGGCUCACCCCUGCUUGAAUAAA